AGGAUUGCAUAGGUUGCUAGUUUCCAACUUUGUAAUUAUGGGUUAGAAUAAAAUUAAGCCAGUCGAAGCGACAUCAUGCUACUGUUACAAAGCUAUAAGCUGUUUACUUUAAUGCUGGUGACCAUUAGAUGGUUUAUGACCAUAUAUACCUGAUAUAAUGUAAUUUAGAAAAUGCUUCUAGGAUGAGAGACAGAAAGGGUAAGAAAAAAAUAUUAUGUAUUAUAAUAAUCUAUUCAAUGUUACGAGCUUUGAUACAUAUUGUAAGUAUGGUCUUUUUUAUCUCCAUUUGAGACCAAUUUAAAUGGUAGAAUUAAGGUAAGGUAAAACCGGAGAAUGAACUAAGUCGCUUACAUAAAUAUUAAAUGGCCCACGUUUUGAUCAAAUAAAUAGUUCGAGAGUAUGAAAUUUUGUUUCUGCCAGUCAAGUUCCAAUUGCGGUUCAAAAUGGGCCCUAAAUUUUUAGAAAGUCUUGAAGAUCCAUCACAUCUUUUACUCGGACCAACACUUCUUGGUCUCCAAUAUUGGGGACUGUGGCAAAAAGAUCGAAUCAAGAAUGUGAUUUACAAUAUAAUACACAUAUUAGCAUUCAUUUUCGUGAUCUCUCAAUAUUUGGAACUAUGGUUAAUCAGACAAAAUCUUGAAUUGGCUAUGAGAAACCUUUCUGUAUCAAUGUUGAGCACAGUUUGCGUGUUCAAGGCAGGGACCUUCGUUUUCUGGCAGAAAUCCUGGAAGGAACUCAUCGAAUACGUGUCCAAUUUGGAAAAAAAUCAACUCUCCAAAAACGACAAGACCACGGCUAAAAUCAUAGAUACUUAUACGAAAUAUUCUAGAAUAGUUACGUACUGCUAUUGGUGCUUGGUUACCGCUACUGUUUUUACCGUUAUUCUGGCACCAUUAUUUGUUUUCCUCUCAUCACCAGUCUACAGAGAGAGCAUUAGCAAUGGAACCCAACCAUAUCCAGAGAUCAUGAGUUCUUGGUUCCCUUUUGACAGAUCAAGAGGCUUAGGCUACUGGCUGUCUGUUGUAUGUCAUACGUUGAUUUGUUUUUAUGGAGGUGGAGUUGUUGCAAGUUUCGACUCUAACGCCGUAGUUAUAAUGACGUUUUUUGCUGGACAGUUGAAGCUUCUGUCCAUGAAUUGUUCGCGUCUGUUUGGCGAUGGUAAUGAGGUAGUUAAUUACAAAGAUGCUGUGAAGAGGAUUGAAGAAUGCCAUUAUCAUCAUCUCUACUUGGUGAAAUAUUCUACAGUCCUGAAUUCCUUGCUUUCUCCAGUUAUGUUUUUAUACGUCAUUAUUUGCUCCCUAAUGAUUUGUGCCAGUGCAGUUCAACUGACUACGGACGGCACUGGAAAUAUGCAGCGUAUUUGGAUUGCGGAAUAUCUCAUGGCUCUUAUAGCUCAACUAUUUCUUUAUUGCUGGCAUGGGAAUGAAGUAUCGUAUAUGAGUUACAAAGUCGAUGGUGGCCUGUACUCUAGUGCUUGGUGGUCACAAAAUGUGCGCAUACGCCGAAGUCUGCUCCUCUUGGGAGGACAACUGCGCAGAACUAUUACGUUCACAGCUGGACCCUUCACUAUGCUCAACGUGGCUACGUUUGUCACUGUAAGUGUAAUAAUAAUGAUGAUAUCAACUCAGGCCACAGCGACUAUUUUACUCUUAGGGUCUAAACAGACGGACCGCAUUUCAAAUGCAAUCCAACUGCCAAUUUGCAUUUCGGAUUCAGUUUGAAUGCAGUUGACACGACUG
Messenger RNA from Trichoplusia ni (cabbage looper), 1739 nucleotides. It is a transcript of the gene Or-27, whose product is annotated as odorant receptor Or2-like. The record is from RefSeq and is a predicted model, not a curated record. The transcript is spliced from 4 exons. Gene Ontology annotation, molecular function: olfactory receptor activity; odorant binding. Bases 444 to 1721 code for a protein of 425 amino acids. NCBI's taxonomy places the organism in Eukaryota, Metazoa, Arthropoda, Insecta, Lepidoptera, Noctuidae. Gene Ontology annotation, cellular component: plasma membrane. Gene Ontology annotation, biological process: sensory perception of smell; detection of chemical stimulus involved in sensory perception of smell.